Molecule: messenger RNA, 273 nt
Organism: Arctia plantaginis
Lineage: Eukaryota; Metazoa; Arthropoda; Insecta; Lepidoptera; Erebidae
Source: the annotation of a GenBank genome assembly
AUGUGGCUUUGGUUGUUAAUCGCUGCGGCCGCGCUACUAACGCCGGCACAUGGUGCUGGCGCAGGCGCCGCCCGCCUCGUCUGUUACGUGGAAAGCUCGCGCGCCACCGACGGUUUUUCCGAGUGCACCCAUCUCGUUUAUACUGGCGACGCGAGAGGAGACAAACUCGAUGGUUUGCUGAAGGACUACAAAAAAUACAACCCGAGACUAAAGGUUAUUUUGAGAAUCAGCGAGGUUGAUAAGGUUACUCAGAAGGCUUUAGAACCUGCAUAG